UAAGUUACGUGUAGAUAGUAGAAAGCGUUCCUCCUGGUGUUGAGUGCCUGUACACUGCUGCUGCAGCUUCGUCCAGUAGUUCUGGCUCUGAUGACUCUGUGUCUCUUACCAGAAUAUUUAUUACAAAAAUACAUUUUCAAAGAGCUCAUAAAUCCAAAGUCUGGUAGUUUUAAUGUGUUGCGUCAAAAAUGGACAGGAGAGGUUUGUGAUUAGUGUUUCUAAAUGUAUAAUCAGUUUAUUGAUAUAGUUUAUUCUUUAUGGCAGAUGGAUAGUCAAUGAAGCCAAAUAAUAUUAUAUUAUAUUAUAUUAUAUUAUAUUAUAUUAUAUUAUAUUAUAUUAUAAUCUGUCAGUUCUCCCUCCGGCCCGCGGGGGCGCUCUAACAGAACGUUACUCCGCAGAAGUGACGUAGAAGCUGUUUUCAUCGAACCGUCCAAUCAGCGGCACCGUAGGUAGUUUAAACGCGGCUGACAGCGGGCGGAUCGAGGCUGUUAUUACUAUAUAUUUAAAGAUUUUGAUCUGUCUAUAUUCAUCUGAACAUCAGGCAGCAGAGACGCGGCGUCGCUCUCACGACGCGAUCACGGAGCGACGGAUUAUUCAGCCUCUAACCGAUGUCACACCGUCGAACGGAACUCCGUCCAGAAACUUUGUAAUUUAAAAUAAAACGUGAGAGUGAGUGGGACAGGGUCAAAGGUCACCACGGUAAGAGGGCUUACCUGGAGCAGCAUUAUCCAGACUUCAGUUCGGCCUAGACACAAAGUACCUGGACGUGUUUACCUGACUGUUAACUGAUCUUAACUGAACUGUUGAAUGACCGUUAAGGUUCAAUGUUUAUAUCGAUCAGCUGAUCGGUCUGAAUGGUCCCUGUCCUCAGGUCCAGGUCCAGGUCCAGGUCCAGGUGCAGUGAUGGCGGAGGCCCUGGUUAUGUCGUCUGUCUGUAGACAGUCGACCACUCACAGCGAGGCCCAUCUAAGUGGAGGGGAGGGGCUUUUGGAGGAGGGCGGGGCCAAUCUGAGGAGCGAGUACUGUAAGGAGUCGCUGACGAGAGGAGGCGAGGAGCUGAGCUUCGAGGAGCUGAGAGCAGAACGAUACCAGCAGAGGAAGCAGAGGGAGAUGGAGGAGAAACUCAGGACUCUGACGGAGGUGAAGCAGCAGCUGAGUCUGGAGCUGGAGGAGAAGAAGAAGGAGCUGAUGGUGAUGAGGAGGAGGAGCCGACGGCCCCCGAUUGCCGGUGUGGCCCCGCCCACUUCCUCCUCCACUGUGUGUGAGGCUGCUGCUGCAAGGCCUGCUGGAACCUGUUCAGACCAGGACCUGGACCACAGAGGGGGGACAGGUCAGACCCAGAGCAGACCGGACUCCUUGAGACCAGAGUCCAGAACCAGUGAGAUGCUGAGCCCCACCAAGUACAGCGGCAUGAGGGUCGGGUCGGCUGGGGACAGGAGUGCACUGGGGGAGGACCAGGACAUCCAGGACCAGGAGAAGGUGGACCAGAACCAGGAGCGGGAGGAGGUGGACCAGGACUGGGACCAGGGGGUGGUGGACCAAGCUGCUUCUGAUUUGGGGGACCCCUCCCACCCGGAUGUCCGGCGCCGUCUCCUGGAGCUCUGUGAUGUCACUUCCUGUCCAGACUGUCACUCGGAGCUCCGCCCCCUUCCAGCUGUGGAGGAGAACUCGUGUCUGUGUCUCGGGGGCGUCCUCUACCACAUCUACUCCACAAUCCUGGAGGGGAACGGUUUCUCCGUCUUUAAAGGGGCCACAGAGCAGGACUACGCCCUCCUCAAGGUGGACAGCAGUUCCGUCCUCUGGGACUUCCACCAGCUGACUCGUCUGAGGACGGGUUCUCUUCCUGAGGGUCUACCUCUGAUCAGCUGUUUCCUGUUUGUGGACGGCAGCAUCACGGUCUACACCACCCCCCCAGGACACAUGUUCACGGACCUGGUGCAGAGCGUCUCCUCGGACUCAGUGGGUUUUAGAGCCGUGGCUCUGCUGAGGCUGGUCUCUGAGCUGGAUUCCUGUAGACUGGUUCAUGGCGCGCUGCAGCCCCCCCUCCUCACCUGCUGCCACAGAGGGUUCCAUCUGUCUGACUGGGUUCUCCCGGUGGACUGGUCUUCCUCCGUGGACCUGGACCUGCAGCCGGACGUGACCUCCGUCCAGCAGCUCCCCUCAGCUCAGACCUACAUCAGCCUGGGUCUGCUGGAGCCCACCGCCCCCCCACAGCUGGUGGACCUGGUGGGCGUGGCUGAAACUGUCCACCUCCUCCUCACCAACAGCAGGAUGGUCCCGGUCCAAGACGCCAGCGGCUGGACGGCCCAGGACUUCAGCGGGGACGAGCCCUGUGACAUGUACACCAGGAUGUGGAGGAGGUUUUUCCGGUCCCUGUUGAAUCCUGGUGGUCGUUCACCUCGGUCCAUCCUGUCAGAGCUGAAGGAUCAGCUGACGUCUCUCUACCAAUGAACCUUCAGCUGUUACUCUGCCUGUUUAAAUAAAGUUAACUGAUGUUAAUAAAGUUGUUUCAAUAAA
Mugil cephalus (flathead mullet) is the source of this 2517-nucleotide messenger RNA. RefSeq names its product BUB1 mitotic checkpoint serine/threonine kinase Ba (gene bub1ba). Gene Ontology annotation, molecular function: protein kinase activity. NCBI's taxonomy places the organism in Eukaryota, Metazoa, Chordata, Actinopteri, Mugiliformes, Mugilidae. The transcript is spliced from 13 exons. The coding region runs from base 808 to 2451 and encodes 547 amino acids. The record is from RefSeq and is a predicted model, not a curated record. Gene Ontology annotation, biological process: mitotic spindle assembly checkpoint signaling; meiotic sister chromatid cohesion, centromeric.